AUGGUCGUCCAUCAAUGCAUCCCCGUCAACGAACGAGAAGCCAUCAUUGAAGCGGUCCGCAGGCAGGAAUGUUACAUCUAUACCGGUCUAAAAAUUUUCAUCGAGCGUUAUGAGGACGUCGUUAAACAACUCGAGCAACUCGAGCAGCUCGACCAGGAAGACAUCGAGCGAGCGCGAGAGAUACAGCGACAGGCGAUUGCUACCUACCUUACUCCUCCUGGGCAAGCGCAGAGCCCUUUCCCGAAUUGCAGCUACCAGGGCACCGAUACCGAUGAUUUCGAUGAAAAUGAUUACCUACUCCCUGAAGGACUGGACCCUGCUUACAUCUGGAAAUUUUAUAGCGAUAGCGAGGAUGGCGAUGAUGACGAAUACGAGAGCGACAGCGAGGGUGAGGAAUGCGUCAAUGACCACUUACAAGAGCGCAUGUGCGUUAGACGUGACUGCCACCAAUUCGGAUUCUGUCGCGAGCAUGAGUUGAGUGCUGUGUGUGUCUGCAACGGAGGCCAGUAG
This is a messenger RNA of Aspergillus chevalieri, 510 nucleotides long. RefSeq lists its product as uncharacterized. The transcript has a single exon. The record is from RefSeq and is a predicted model, not a curated record. The coding region runs from base 1 to 510 and encodes 169 amino acids. Lineage: Eukaryota; Fungi; Ascomycota; Eurotiomycetes; Eurotiales; Aspergillaceae.